Lucilia sericata (common green bottle fly) is the source of this 1700-nucleotide messenger RNA. RefSeq lists its product as uncharacterized. Gene Ontology annotation, molecular function: dynein light chain binding; dynein heavy chain binding. The record is from RefSeq and is a predicted model, not a curated record. NCBI's taxonomy places the organism in Eukaryota, Metazoa, Arthropoda, Insecta, Diptera, Calliphoridae. The transcript has 5 exons. Gene Ontology annotation, biological process: intraciliary transport. The coding region runs from base 169 to 1530 and encodes 453 amino acids. Gene Ontology annotation, cellular component: ciliary plasm; cytoplasmic dynein complex.
UUGUGGUUACUAAAAUUUAAAAUAAGUUCGUUAUUUUUAAGGGGUUGAAAAGUUUUUGCUUUAUAUAGUGCAUAUGAAUGUAUGUGUUUCUAUAGCAACAGCGAAUAUAUAUGGAUUUUCAUUGCGAUAAAAAAGUAUAAAAUAGUUUGUUCAAUUCUAUAAAAUAAUAUGGAUGAAUUAUCAGACUAUACUUCGCCGGUUGUAGAAUUUAAAGCUUCACAUAGCACAGAUAGGCAAUUCAAACUAAUCGAUAGCAGUACAGCUACAGAUCCAUUGCCACCAAAAAUUGAUGCGUCCGUAGAAACUCAAACAAAAUGUUCACAAGAAACGCAAACAGAAACGUACCAAGCAUUAGCUAAAAGUGUAGAUGAAAGAAAAUUAGCUAAUUGGUUACAAAAAAUCUAUCCAAAUGUUGAGAAGGAAUUGCUUAAGGGUUGUACACCCGCACUGGAAUCCCAAACAAAUGAUUUAUCCUCACAUGACAUAGAAAUACAACCAUACCAAAAAAUCUCAUUGCCAACACUGCAAAAUUCUCAAGGCCUUGCUAUUUGGUUGUCAGUAUAUACUAACAAUGCCCCUGUCCUGGUUGUCACAACAGUUGCACCUCAUGAUGACUGGUGUGAACAUGUUGAUCAAUAUUUAAAGCUUUUUGUACCUAAACGAGUUCCAAACGCUAACUUUGUGACGUACAAUGAAGUUAAAAGUAUCCCGAUUAAAUCCUGUCUAAAAAGUUUGUGUACAAAUCCCUUCAAUAAAAAUAUUUUUGCCGGUUCCUCUUUCGACGGUGACAUUUAUAUCUGGCGAUAUGAGCAACAUUAUCAAAAUCACCCCAACAAUAGAAAUAAUAUUGAUAUCAAUGAAAUGUACCAUACGACUUUACUCUAUGGUUUCGCAGUAGCAUUAGACUGGAUCAGCGAAAAUACCUUAUUAACAGCUCAUUCAAAUGGAUAUGUUGUACAGUGGCAUCUUGGUAAAGAAAUAAUUAAGGAGGCAGAAUAUUUAGUCAAGGCACCUGCAAAUGCGUCGACCGAAAUAUGUACAUUACUUGCUCUAAGUUUAAAUAAUUUUGUGGUUGGGACCAAAGAUGGUUCCGUGUUCUAUUGUACGUGUUCGAGUUUGUCCACUAUAAAACGUCAUUUGGAAAUUGUGUCUCUAAAAAAGCAUUUAUUUAUGACAUCAACACUUUUAAAAUCCCACAUUAAUGGACAUAUAAUUGUGAUAAGUUGUGACUUAAGUGGUCAAGUUUAUUUUCACGAUUUACGGAAUGUGAAAGAUGAUACUGAAACAACAGUUACACAAAUACCUUUACCAUUUACAAGUACCAUAGCUUGUUCACGCGACGGAAGUUUCAUUUAUUCUCCUGGCGAAGAUGGUUCUCUGGAGUGUUAUAGUUUAUUUAAUGGUUUACAAAAUACUGUGAAGGGAGCAUUAAAAGGCAAAGGCAAUUUUAUCAAGUCAAGUGACAAUGGAUGUUGGCUAAUAACUGGACUAUACGAAAAUGAGUUUCAAAUAUUUUCAGUAGAAAACUGAAGUUUUACAGGUUUUUGUCAGAAUUAAUUACAAAAACAAGAAAACAUAUUGAUAAUUUGAGUACGGAAACGAUUUAGUUUUGUAGUUGAAGUUUUAAAAAUAUAAACUCUAACCAUUGAAAAUCUUUUGAUUAAAAAAUAAUUAUGAUUACAAUUUUUCAUUUUAAAUCC